Coffea arabica (coffee) is the source of this 4923-nucleotide messenger RNA. NCBI's taxonomy places the organism in Eukaryota, Viridiplantae, Streptophyta, Magnoliopsida, Gentianales, Rubiaceae. The record is from RefSeq and is a predicted model, not a curated record.
AUGGCCGAGUUUGUGACCGAGAACCCCAACAUCUUUGAAGAGUUGGGGAGAUAUCUGAAGAGGCAAGGCAAACAAAAGGUCGAGUCCUCCAAAAGGAAGUCAGAUGGGUCUCCUGAAGACUCAUCUGAGGAGGAGUCGGAUGGAAGGCGCUUAAGCCGAAGUGCCUUGAAGCGAGCAUUUUCUAAGGCCACCUCCAAGGUAGCCUCCCUGGCCAAGGCGUUUUCUCGAGGGCUCUUGGGGAGACGACCCGAAGAAGAAGCUCGGCCCUUGGGAAUACCCGGGGUGGACUGCAUGAGGGCUCCACCUUUCACAGAUGAUAUAAACGAGGAAAGGCUUCCUCCCAAUUUUAAGCUCCCCGCAGUACAAUCUUAUGACGGCCGAGGUGAUCCCGAAGAUCAUAUCCAUGCCUUCAUCUCGGCCUUCCGCCUAUAUUGCAUUCCAAACCCCGUUAUAUGCCGGGCCUUUCCGGUAUUCCUCCGAGGAACUGCUCGAAAAUGGUUCUGGGCUCUAGAACCUAAGAGCAUCUCGACUUUGGGGGAGUUAGUGGAGAAGUUUCUCCAUCGGUUCAUCUCCUCCCGACCUACGACCAGGACCUCGGCUUACCUGCUCACUGUGCAGCAAAAUCCGGGAGAGUCACUUCGGUCGUAUGUCCGGAGGUUCCACGAGAAAAGUGUGCAGAUACCUGACCCCAAUGAGCAGGUUGAAAAGGGGAUACAGGCUGAAGACCUCCACCGCAUGAAGAAAGAGUUCCAAGCCACCCGUCCAAGAGCUGAUCCCAGAAAGGGAAAAGACGCCAGCCGAACUGAAGCGGGGUCGGGAAGUGGCUUCCGAAGUCCUGGUCGAGACCGCCGCAGCGUGUUCGACAGGAUAUCCAAGGGGAAGACACAUAUCCCCGAGUCCGAGUUGACUCCUCUGAACACUACCCGAUCCCACGUGCUAUCCGUGAUGGAACAAAACAACCUUGGAAAGGCCCCACCGAGGAUGUUUGGAAGCAGAGACAAGAGGAACUCAAACCUCUACUGCUUGUAUCAUCGUGACAUCGGUCACGAAACUGAGGACUGCAACGACCUCAAGAAGGAGAUCGAGAACCUCAUUAGACGAGGGCAUUUGAAACAGUUCAUCCGCCGAGGUGGAGGCCAACAACGUGACGAGAACCGGCGUGACAAGCGAGGUGACCAACGCCGAGAUGAGAGGCGGACCUCCAGAAGCAGUUGCCGACCUCCUGAGGAUCACAGGGAGACGAAAAGGCCUCCCCCAGACGGAUCUUCAGGAUACUGGUUGGGAUAUGAGCCGAACAUUGCCGGAGUCAUCAACACAAUUGCCGGAGGUCCGACGGGAGGGGACAGUCAGAACUCCCGGAAGAGGACUUAUAGGCAGGCCAAUCCGGAUCAAGCCGAGUCGAGUUCUCGCCUGUCCGAGGUGAUCACCUACGGACCCAGUGACCCCGUCCCAGCUGCCUCUAGCAGUCAUGAAACUUUGGUGAUUGAAGUCCUCACCAACAACUACAUUGUGAAAAAGGUCUAUAUAGAUCCGGAAAGUUCAGUGGACGUCAUGUACCUCCGCACCUUCGAGAGCCUUAAGCUGGCCAGGGAGCACAUGACUCCGGUAAGAACCCCUCUGGUAGGGUUCGGGGGACACGUUGUACACCACGAGGGAAUGGUGACCCAGACGGUGACCGUGGGGCACCAUCCCCGCUGCCGAACUAUUCCAGUCAACUUCGUGGUGAUUAAGGCCGACUCUUCAUACAACUUACUCUUAGGUCGGCCUACCCUUAAUGCUCUGCGGGCGGUGUACUCGACCUAUCACCUCAGUUUUAAGUUUCCUACCCCCGCGGGAGUUGCCGAGGUCAGCAGCGACGUCUGCGCUGCUCGAGAGUGUUACCUCGCCACUCUACAAGCAGCCUCCCCAUCAACCUCCGGAACGAGGUCCGGGAAGAGGUCAGACAUCCUCUUAAUAGAUAGCAUCGACCCUCAGCGAGCUGAGAAGGUCCCGAGGCUGGAGACUGGGGAUGAGGUGGAAGAGUUUCCCCUAAACCCCACGAAGCCUGAUCAGACAGUUCGCGUCGGUACCCGACUGCCCGGUCCUGUCCAAAGAGGUAUGGUGGACCUCCUCAGAGAAUACCGGGACGUCUUUGCUUGGGCCGCCGAAGAGGUCCAAGGAGUCCCGCACCACCUCAUGAUGCAUGAGCUGAACGUCGACCCCCAAGCCCGUCCGGUCAAACAAAAGAGAAGGUACCUCGGCCCUGAGCGCAGCCGAGCUGUUGGUGAAGAAGUUGACAAGCUCUUACCCGCAAAAAUAAUCCGGGAAGUCCAGUACCCAACCUGGGUCUCCAACCCGGUCAUGGUCAAGAAGGACACGGGGGCUUGGAGAAUGUGUGUUGACUUCACCGACCUCAACAAGGCCUGUCCCAAGGACUGUUACCCAUUGCCCAAGGUCGAUACCUUAGUAGACUCGGCAAUGGGGUACGAGAUCCUCUGUUUUCUGGAUGCAUUCAAGGGUUAUCACCAAAUUGGUAUGAGCCAAGAAGACCAGGAGAAGACAGCCUUCUAUACUGACCGCGGCACGUACUGUUACACUACCAUGCCCUUCGGGCUGAAGAAUGCCGGAGCCACUUACCAACGCUUGGUCAACCAAGCCUUCAAGUCUCAGAUCGGCCGGAACGUGGAGGCCUAUGUAGAUGACAUCCUACUCAAAAGCCAAACGACCUCCGCUUUUCUGGCCGACCUGAAAAAAGUUCUUGAUAUUCUCCGGAAGACACGAAUGAUGCUGAACCCCAAGAAGUGCGUCUUUGGGGUCACCUCGGAAAAAUUCCUCGGCUACCUCGUCUCAAGGCGGGGAAUAGAAGCGAAUCCGGAUAAGUGUCAGCAGGCGUUUGAACAACUGAAGGAUUACCUUCACCACCUUCCAACGUUCACCUCACCUCGUCCAGGGGACAAAUUGAUCCUAUACCUUUCCGCCGCGGUCGAAGCCGUGAGUGCCGUGCUGAUAAGGGAGGAAGGAGUCCAGAUCCCUGUUUACUACGUUAGCCGAGUCCUCCGAGGUCCGGAGACGAGGUACACCCAAGCGGAGAAACUUGUGCUGGCCCUGAUUCAUGCAGCCCGCCGACUCAAGCCCUAUUUUCUAGCUCACCACAUUUGCUUGAGGACUGAUCAACCACUCCGGCAGAUCUUGACACGACCUGAGGCUUCGGGACGUCUUACCAAAUGGGCCAUUGAGCUGGGGGAGUACGACCUCUCUUAUGAACCCCGCACAGCCAUCAAGGCCCAGGCUCUCGCGGACUUUUUAGCCGAGCUCACCUUUGACGAGAUUCUACACGUGGACGGGUCAUCCAACGGUGAGGGUAGUGGGGCAGGCCUGCUCCUCGAAGACCCUCAAGGAGAUGUGUAUUCAUACGCCCUGAGGUUCAACUUCGCUGCCUCCAACAAUGAAGCCGAAUACGAGGCUGUUAUAGCUGGUCUGCAGUUAGCCCGCAAGCUCGAGGCCUCACACAUUUUGGUGUACAGCGACUCCCAACUCAUCGUGUGCCAAAUAUUAGGCGAAUACGAGGCCAGAGACGAAGUGAUGCAUCGCUAUCUCUCUAAGGUCCACCAGCUAAUAGCACACUUCGAGUCCUUCGAAAUCCAAAGGAUACCACGGUCACAGAACCGGAGGGCUGACGCUCUCUCCCGGCUCGCGUCUACUUCUUUUGCCGACCUAAACAAGACGGUUCUCGUAGAAGUCUUAACCGAGCCGGGGUAUGAAGGAGAGGUCGUGUACCCCAUCUAUUCCGGGGACACCUGGAUGGGGCCCUUAACUCGAUUACUCAGCCAUGGAGAGCUCCCUGAGGACCGAGCUGAAGCACGAAAGCUUCAGCGAAAAGCAGCUCGGUACACCCUCCGCGAAGGCCUUCUCUACAAGAGGUCUUACCUCGGCCCCUGGCUGCGAUGUAUCACCCCGGAGGAAGGCGAGAGAAUCCUCCAGGACAUUCAUGAGGGACUCUGUGGUGCCCACGUCGGCUUUAGGAUGCUUGUGAAGAAAGCCUUGCUGCUUGGGUACUUCUGGCCCACCAUGAGGAUAGAUGCCCAGGUCAUGGUACUUUGUUGCCCUUCCUGCCAGCACCACGCCCCUGAGCACCACCAGCCGACCAACCUCAUGAUACCCAUCACCUCGCCGUGGCCAUUCGAGCAAUGGGGAACUGAUAUAAUCGGUCCAUUCCCCAGGGCUCCAGGCAACUAUGCUUACGUGGUGAACGUGGUCUGUCGCUUCGGCCUGCCCCGAGUGGUCAUCUCGGAUAAUGGUAGGCAGUUCGCCGAUAACCCUUUCAAAACAUGGUGCAAAAACCUGGGAAUCAAGCAGCACUUCACCUCGGUUGGACACCCUCAAGCAAAUGGACAAGCUGAAAAUUUCAACCGAACUCUCCUCCACGGCCUCAAAACCAGGCUCCACCGGGCUGGAUCGUCGUGGAUAGAAGAACUCUCCAGUGUGCUGUGGUCCUAUCGAACCACCCCGAGGUCAGCAACUCAAGAGACCCCGUUCUCUCUAACCUAUGGGUCCGAAUCUGUAGUCCCUGCCGAGUUUAUCACCCCAAGUCCACGAAUGGCCGCGUACGCCGCCGAAGUCAAUGAAGAAGAACGGCGAGUUGACCUCGACCUCGCCGAGGAAAAGCGUGAUAUGGCCGCGGCCAAAAUUGCUAUUUAUAAAAAUAUCCUAACUGGCUACUACAACGCCCGGGUCAAACAUUUGCGGUUCAAUCCGGGAGAACUCGUGUUUCGGAAAAACUCGGUCAGCCGAGUUGAGGCUCAGGGCAAACUGACCCCGAAGUGGGAGGGACCUUAUCGUGUUGUUGAGUCCAGCCAAAAUGGAUAUUGUAAGUUAGCUUAUCGAGACGGUUCUCGAGUGCCUCGGACUUGGCAUGCUGAGAAUCUUAAGUUGUAUUACCCUUGA